Molecule: messenger RNA, 2610 nt
Organism: Poecilia latipinna (sailfin molly)
Lineage: Eukaryota; Metazoa; Chordata; Actinopteri; Cyprinodontiformes; Poeciliidae
Product: EF-hand and coiled-coil domain-containing protein 1
Exons: 9
Coding region: 504-2387 (627 amino acids)
Source: RefSeq, a predicted model, not a curated record
GACCCUGUCAGCCCAGCAUGCAGGAUGUGAGUCAGAAAGGUGCAAAGCCUCGGCUGACAGUUGGAUCCAGACAGGUGCCACCAAAUGCCUUCAACCUCUACAGAUCUUACUGUAAGAAUCCAUCACCAUGGAAACCUGAGGAUUGACUCACUGCUCUAUUGAGUCUAUUGUCUUGUUCUCCCUCAGGACUUUUAGAUGUUUUUUUUUUCUCUCGCUCUGCAUCAGAUGAUAUUCGACCCGCUUUGGUAACAGGGAUCAAACAAGCAGCUCUGAACGCUUUAUUGGUCCUGCGGUUGGAGUGUGCACACAAAGGGUGGAGUCGGAGCUGCUAUUUUUUUUUUCCACCCACAGGGAUCAAAUCUGAACUUGAAGAGCCGCAGGAGGAAAUCGAAGUUGAGCUGAGGCCCCCGGAAACAUUUGAGAUGCGUUUGAGAGCCCCGGUCUGCGGGGCUGCCGGGCCAAAUCACUUUUAAGAUUGACCCGUGCGGUGAGUGAGUGCAGCCAUGCGGCGCACCGCGUUGGCGCUUCCACGCGUCCAGCCCUCUCCGCGGGCGGCGCGUAAAAGCGAGUGGCUCCGCAGCGCCCUGGCCCAUCACCACUGCCCCGAUCCGGCAGCAGAGAACGAAAUCGUCGUUCUCGCCACCGGAAUCGAUCAGUACCUGCAGGAGGUCUUCCACCACCUGGCCCUUCCCAGCUUGGACGACACGGUGUCCGGGCAGGACUUCGCCGCUCUCUGCGCCGUGCUGGGACUUCCCGGAGCUCAAAGGACGCCGGAAGCGGAGGAUGGAAGCGGCGAUGGCGGAACGGAGCAGCAGCACCAGCAGCAGCAGCAGCAGCAGUGUGAGGAGUUCGCGGAGGUUUGUUCAGGUUUACCCGAGCGGCUUUCGUUUAGAGACUUUCACUCGCGGCUCUGCGGGUGUUUCCGAGUGCGCAGUGCGCCCGGAGUCGGCGGGGGUCGCGCCUGGCGUCUGCCGGUUUCCGAGGACACGGAGCUGGUGGAGAGGCAGAUCCGGCUCCGGUGGCCCCGGAUCCGGCGGAGGAAGUGUGUCAGUUUUGACCUGGGUCGAGAUCAGACCGGAACCAGGAGCAGAUCCGUGAAAAGCGGAGCCCAGGAGGAACUCCGUGAGCAAGAUGAGGUUGGCGCUCUCAGGGAGCUGGUUGAGGACCUGCGCUCUGCUCUGCAGGGGAGCGACGCUCGCUGUCUGGCCCUGGAGGUGGCCCUCAGACGGGAGAGGAGCCGGACCCCUGCCGGCCCUUGCAGCCACAGUGCCACUCUUUCCAUUCCCACACCCUGCGGCGCGCUCACGCAGGGGAAACAGGGACAAACCGACAGACCUAAAAGCCAGCCUGAUGGGACGAGGAAGGGACCGAUGAGGUGGGACAUCAGAGACCCCCUUCUGAGGGAGCUGAAACUGAUUCGGUCAUCACGUGAUGGGCAGUUAGAGGAGGCCAUCAAAUUCAAUGAGUGUUUGGAGGAAGAGCUGCAGUGGGCGUACCAGGAAGUUCGCAAGCUGCAGGGGUUGGAGUCGUCCCUGAGGAGGGAGAACAACCAGAUCAGGAAGCGGGCGGAGGAAGCUAGAGAGGCUCUCAAUGUGGGGCUGCAGAGGGUUCGGCUGAUCCAGGAACAGGCCCAGUUGGUGCCGCAGCUCCAGUCCAAGAUCACCCAGCUGGAGACGGCACUGCUGCGGUACAGAAUCGGCUGCACCUGCCUCUCUGAGAGCCAGUCAAGUCAACCUGAGGACCCGAGUGAUGCAGAGGGUCUGCAGCGGGCGGUGGAAGGGAGAGCUGCCUCUGAUGAAGAGGAAGAUGAUGGGAGUCUGAAGGAGACAGGAAACUGUUGCUCCUCACAGGAGAAGAGCGUCGUCUCACGCGGUCCUGGCUGUGGCGAAGGAUGUCAGAACAACACGGCCCAUCAUCUUGUCUCCCUGAGUCGCUUGGAGCUCCGAAAGCGCCCCGGCUCUACUGCAGACGGCACAGACUGCUGCAGCGAGACGGGGCCAAAGCAAGGGGAGAAAAACAGAUGUGGACACUUUGGAAAGGUAAAGAGGCCUGAGGACGAGGCGGAGAAGACGCGUCUGUCUCUGCUGGAGGACAAACUCACAGAUUCACUCACUCUGCUGCUACAGCUGCGCAACACGAAUGUGUCACGCAAAGUCCUGGAGAAAAUGGUGGUGGGCAGUCUUGGUGUCCGCAGCAAAGCUGAAGCUGGUCAACCACAGGCCCUACAGGCCACUGGUGCUGACGGCCUCAGCAUCCACUUGACCCCCAGCGACCUUCCCAAAGGAAAAGGGGAGGAUGAGAGAGGAGGGCAGAAUGGAGAGAAACAUCUGCAUCCACCUUCAGGAUGUCAAACAAACAAUAUGAACUCUCUGCUUAUCUCUGGUUAACAAGCUAACCUCUGUCAUUCAUGUUUUAUACUGUUUACUAAAUACGCCUACCUAAUCCAAACUGCUAUUUUACAUGUAUUUAAUUUAAAUAAUAUUUACAUUGAGCACUUGUGUAGAAAUAAAGAGUUCUAAUGAUGUACAUGUAUGCAUUUUGGGUUUCUGAACUUCAUUGUAACCUACCUCAGUCACUGGCUGCUCAGUCAAUAAAGCAGAUCUACUUAUA